Alosa alosa (allis shad) is the source of this 3484-nucleotide messenger RNA. Its product is annotated as inositol monophosphatase 1-like. The record is from RefSeq and is a predicted model, not a curated record. NCBI's taxonomy places the organism in Eukaryota, Metazoa, Chordata, Actinopteri, Clupeiformes, Clupeidae. Gene Ontology annotation, molecular function: inositol monophosphate 1-phosphatase activity. The transcript is spliced from 9 exons. Gene Ontology annotation, biological process: phosphatidylinositol phosphate biosynthetic process; inositol metabolic process; signal transduction. The coding region runs from base 1758 to 2594 and encodes 278 amino acids.
UUCCUUAUCUAUGUAACACCUCUACUUUGCCGAAGAUACGUCUAACCGUCUACUUCCAAUUCUCAUAUUUGUCAAUCGUAUGGGCUAAAUUAACCACAUCUCAUAGCAGUCAUUGCUAGCUUGCCAUAGCUAAGUCUGGAGUCUGCUUUAGUGUCAGCAUCUACUUGCUAGCGGAUAGAAGCUAUGUGCUUUCACAAUAAUGUUAAGAGUUCGGCUACGGUAGUAGACUGUUAAAAGUUUACAGAAACAGCUUGUUUUGAAGCCUGUGUUAGUAGGCUACGUUGUCUGUCCACAUAGGAGCAGCUUGUUCAAGUAGCAUAGAAGUCCUGUCAGGCCUAGUCAUCAGAUGUUCGGCUACGAAAUAAAGUGGGCAGUUCAGAGAUUGGCAGUUUCCGUCAUUAGAAAGGUGACAUAUGGUGCCAUCGGCAUUUUAGUAGUUAGGUAGCUUUGUCUUCGUUUUACCGUGUUCGUUGACUAUUUUAGUUAUAUCACGUAAUUUGUUCCAACCAUUAAGCCAGCUGAUUCUUAUCAGCUGAACUCUUCAGCCAGGUAGAUGAGCUACUUUGUGAAAUCACCUGUUUUAGUUGCACAGGUAGAACCAGUGUAUGACCUAGGACUUCUACCUUCUCCAGCCGAGUUUCACAUCCUGGUCCUGGAAAUGUGAACUUCUAAUAGCUCACGAUAGGCGGGCAUAUAUUCUAUCAACAGUUUCAUAUUCUCUGUUUUCACCUUGAUAUACACAAGUCCAAAUGAAUAAAUCAAAUGUAUAUUGAAUGGAUUUCGAGAAAAUGACUUGAUUUCCCUAUGCAGACGCACAGAUCAGCCACAUUAUGAGCAUUGAUAUGUGAAGUGAAAAACACUGAUUAGCCUAUGUUGUUAUUAAGGCUGCCACUGAAUGGGAUGUAGCCUAGGCAGUAAGAACAUUGUGUCCUCAAAGUUUAUGUGUUAGAAAUAGGAAAAAUGGGUAAGCAUAAGGAUUUGACUGACUUCGUCCAGGGCCAAAUUGUGAUAGAUGACUGGGUCAGCCCAUCUCCAAAACUUCAGCUUUUGUGGGGCGUUCCCAGUCUGUAGUGGUCAGAACUUAUCAAAAGUGGUCCAAAGAAGGAAAAGUGGUGAACUAACAGUGGGGUCAUGGGUGACCAAGGCUCAUUGAUGCACAUGUGGACUGGUCCGUAUGGUCUGAUCCACCCUGCCUGCAAUUCACCGCCACACAAUAUUUGGUAGGUGUGACAGGCAAGAGCUGUAAUUGGUAGAACUAGGCAACCUGUCCAUUGCUGACAUGCUGCCGUUCAUCGGGAUGUCUGUGUUGUAUCUCUCAGUCUGUCGUUGGUCAUGUCAGAGAAAAGCAGAUCUCAUCGGGACAGCCAAGCACCGGCAGGAUUUGAGUGACACAACACGGAUGAUUGGCAGCAUGUCAGUAAUGGACAGGUAGUUCUUGCAGCUCUGCCUUGAAGGAAAUGGUACUGUAUACUCCUCCGUCACAUUUGUGCGCGUUGAAGACGUGCGUCAUUUCUGACGCGUACACGAAGCAUACUCCAAUAUCUGUUGUCCUGAAUGCGUGCUAGAUGAUUAAAGUUAGCGCCUGCGCACUACAAAUUAACUGUGAUACUCUGCCCCACCAACUGGGGGGCAGUACGUCGAGCCUGAAAGUAGGACACUCCCACCAGACCUUAGUUGCAGCAGGUCACUCGGAAGUUCACAUCUCCAGGACUGGCUGGAAGUCAACGAAUACGGGUAUAGCAUAGACUAAAAUCAUCAUGGAUGAUCCAUGGAUGGAGUGUAUGGACCACUGCAUUGCUGUGACUAAAGAGGCGGGGAAGGUGAUCCGUGAGGCGUUGCUAAAGGACAUCUCCGUCAUGCAGAAGAGUUCUCCUGUCGAUCUUGUCACAGAGACAGACCAGAAGGUGGAAACCCUGAUAAUAUCUUCUAUUAAAAAGAAGUACCCGAACCACAGCUUCAUAGGGGAGGAGUCUGUUGCUGCAGGGGCUCCCAGUAUUCUAACAGACAAUCCUACUUGGAUCAUUGACCCCAUCGAUGGAACAACCAACUUUGUUCACAGGUUUCCUUUUGUCUCUGUAUCAGUUGGUUUCACAGUGAACAAAGAGAUAGAAUUUGGAGUGGUCUACAGCUGUGUUGAGGAGAAGAUGUACACAGCUCGCAAAGGAAAAGGAGCAUUCUGCAACGGAGUCCCCAUCAAAGUGUCUGGCCAAGAAGAUAUCACAAAGUCCCUGGUGCUAACAGAAAUGGGCUUUAAACCAGAUGCACAGAACUUUAGAGCAAUGAUGACCAACAUGGAGUCUAUCCUCACAAUCCCUGUGCAUGGGAUUCGGGCCCCAGGCAGUGCUGCUGUGAAUAUGUGCUUGGUGGCGUGUGGAGCAGCUGAUGCGUACUAUCACAUUGGCAUCCACUGCUGGGACAUGGCAGGGGGUGCAGCUAUUAUCAGGGAGGCAGGGGGAGUAAUCAUGGAUAUCACAGGAGGACCGUUUGACCUGAUGUCACGGAGGUUAAUCACAGCCAGCAGUAAGGCCAUAGCAGAGCACAUCGCUCAGAAAAUACAGCCAUUCCCAUGUGGAAGAGAUGACACCGAAAACUAGUCCAUCCACCUCUAACCCCCCCAACCACACACACACACACACACAUUACACACACAGUUGGUCUAAUUUGAAUGAUGGGCAAAGUUCAAAGUCUGUUUAACCAGCUAAUUUAAGAACUAGGCUAAAUUAAAAUGGACUAGGACCAUAACAGCAAAUAUUGCACUCAAUCAGCUGAAUGCCCCCACAUGCCACGCCAUAGUUAUAGCUAAUGCUUGAGAGCUUGGCUUGUUGAUAGACUUUGCCCACUGUUUAAAUUAGGGCCCAGUAUGUUGAAGUGCAAAUAAGUAUGAAUUUUCCUUGAUAAAGCCAUGUUUUUGCUAGCCUUAACUGCAUUUCCAUUGCCUGAAGUGAACUAGCAGAUAAUAUGACUAAGGCUGUUUUUGUCUGUAUUCCAAACACAGUUGUAGGACUGUCUUGUUUCUGAGUAUAUUGACCUCAAGAUAUGUUAGAACAAGUGGGAGACCUAAUCCAAGUGAAUUUAGCGCAGUUUAGUUAAAUUCUAUUUUACAUGUUCUUAUGUGCAGGCUAAGAUAUUCUUAGAUUUUUACCUUCAGAUGUUCCGACUGCUAACGUUUUGCAGUCUUUAUCAAAAAUGCCACGUGAGCGGGAAUUUCCUGUAGAUCAUCUGUUUUUUUAUUUAUUGUACUGUAUCAAAAAUCACACUCCGAGUUUAUACCUCAUGAUUCUAGUUUGUAUAAAUGUGAUUAUGAUGCACUUUGUUUUGCACUCUUACAGUAUCAUGAUGAAGUAAGCCUUGUUUUAACUUAGUAAUGUUUAAUGUUGGUAUCUCCCAUAGGGAUGUUUUCAUUACUGCUUACCAUGUCCUAUGUGACACACUGUGAACAGGCUGUGUCAUGUUGCCAAAGUUAUAAUAAAGCCCCUUAAAGUUG